UUGAAACAUGCCUCGAAGCGGUGCUCCGAAAGCUCGACACAGUGUCGAAACCUCAGUAUCGAACGACCCACCACUACCACUGAUUCGAGCUGCUCCGUUGUUUAAAUCCAUUAUCCUGGAUAUGUGAGCUUCUGGCACUCGGUGGAAAAGAAAACUUAUUCGGGGCUACAUGGAAAUACUGGUGUAGUGCUGGUCUCUCGAGUGGAAGACAAGUUUUGAAACAGAGGAAAGAUCACAAGAAGGCUGCUAUCCCCACUUGUCCCAUAUGGAGAAGGCAAACUCAUCUGUUCAAAGAUCUCAACAUGUGAAAUAUAAAUGUGAAGAAGAGGUCUCUGAUGAAGUGUGUAACAAUGAGCAAGCAACAUAUCUCAGAAAGCACUGGGGCCUCCUUUUGAUGCAUGGUAUAGAAGUUGAUGAAGAGCACUGUAAAUGGAGUUCUGGACAUCUGGAAGAGGAGAGCAUCUGCAUGAACAAGCAGGAGAAUUGUGAUAGUGGACCUAUGGACUUUACAGUGGACUCUGAGCUGUUGCCUUACCUCACUGAUGUGCAGAAAAACAAAACUGUCAACAGCAUAAAGGACGAAGACCUCAAUUCUGAGUCAGACAGGCAGUGUUCUUAUCCAGAUGAAGAUGGUCCUGGAUUGGGAUUGACCCCCACUAGACACUGCCCCCAACAGCAACUUUCUGACAAUGUGAAGUUGGAAUCUUUGGAAUCUGACAUGAAGAGGACAGUCAAAGCAUCAGAUUCAAGUCCUUCUGGAGAAGUAGCUUUACAAGCCAAUGGCGGCAGCUUCUUAUCCCCAUUGGCUCGGGCAUCUCCUCAGUGCAGAUCUGAACAGACAGUGGAUGAUAAGAAUAUGAAGAACGUGACGUUAGCAUCAGAGAAUGGGAUACCCACCGCUGUGCAGGAUGAUUCUCAGCCGGUGACGAAACUAAACACGGUUGAUGUGAUCACCACUGAAACUCGGAUACCCAAUACAGACUUAACCACAGUCUACCAGAAACAGAGGGAAUUGGCUAAAAGCAAAUGUAAGUCCGGGAAUGGUAAUCUGUGUCAAACACAACAGGAGCCACAUGAGUGUUCUGUAUGUAGCAAGAAAUUCCAACAAAUGAGCCAGCUAAAAAAACACAGAAGAAUUCACACGAGAAAUAGGCCAUUUUCCUGUCCAGAAUGUGGAAAAGGAUUUACUACCGUUGGCUACCUUCGUAAACAUUUAACAAUUCACACAGGAGAGAAGCCAUAUUGUUGUUCAGAAUGUAGAAAGAAGUUCCGAACAAUGAGCAAUCUUCAGGAGCACAGAAAAAUUCACACUGGAGGUAAGCCAUUUUCCUGUCCAGAAUGUGGGAAAAGAUUUUCCAGCACUAGCAGCCUUCAUAGACAUGUAAAAAAUCACACAGAAGAGAAGCCUUAUUGUUGUUCAGAAUGUAGAAAGCAAUUCCGAACAAUGAGCCUUCUACAGGAGCACAGAAAAAUUCAUACUGGAGAGAAGCCACAUUGUUGUUCUGAUUGUGGUAAGCGAUUCCAACAACUGCAAAGUCUUAACACCCACAGAAGAAUUCACACUGGAGAGAAGCCCUAUUGUUGUUCAGAAUGUAGAAAGCAAUUCCGAACAAUGAGCCAUCUUCAGCAGCACAGAAAAAUUCACACUGGAGAGUAGCCAUAUUGUUGUUCUGACUGUGGUAAGCAAUUCCAACAAUUAGACAGCCUAAAGACCCACAGAAAACAUCACACAGGAGAGAUGCCAUAUUAUUGUCCAUAAUGUGGUAGGGGGUUUAAGAGCAUUGUCAUCCUUCAGAAACUACAAAAACAUGUAAAAUUUCACAUAGGAGAAAAGCCAUAUUCCUCUGAUUGUGGGAAAACAUUUUGCCAUAAUGAAUAACCUCCAGAUCUACACAACAACUCGGUAGUGGAGAGAAAGUUCAAUAGGGGAUGAUACAAGUACUAAAAACCUGGCCUUUAGCAGUGAAAAGAUCACUUCAUGAUUCAAGAGUGGUGUUCAUGUCUGUCUUAAGUGCUCAAAUUAACCCAUUGCUGAGAUUUUAACUUGGAUAGAAGCCCUAAAUUGGUAAGCUGAAGGGUGAAGAAUGAAGGAGCACAGGGAGGAGAGAAAUGUAAGUCUCCAUACUGUUCGAGACUUGAUGAAUAUCUUCAUGUUGUGGGCUUUGUUGCACACCAAACCUCCUCAAGGUAAAACUAUUUUUAAAAGGACCCUAAAAGUAAUUCAAAGUUGCCGUCCAUCUACCUCAAUGAAAGAUGCCCACCCCCUGUCUCAGCAAACAUGGUAGGUGAUAGUUGUAGCGAUAGUGCAACAUCUUCAGAUGAAUAGAAGACUUCCAAAUGUGGUGGCAGUCCAAAUGGACAGGAUUGCAGGUCUCACCACUGUGGACCUCGUCAGGACACAAACGCGUAACAUGACUGAGAAAUGAAGGAAACUGCAGAGAGUCCAGUGGUCACCUGAAGACAACGCAGGGUGGGAACACAGGUACAAGCUUGCUGCUGCUCCUCUCUGUUUUCAUCUAUUUUUAUGGAUUACGCCUUUGCUGGGUUUGCAGCCUGUGAGACAAUUGAUUUGAAUUCCUGUGAGCUUCACUGAAUUAAACAUUUUUUCGAUUGUCCACCCUGUUGCCUGACGUGGAGGUUGAGUUUUUGGGAAAGUUCCAUUUUUCUUUAAUUGCUGUCCGCACUUAUGUGCUUCAACAGAGAAAUGACCCGAUGCCUACGCCCACCUCUAAGUCUUUUCUGGUUGUGCUGGCCAAUUUGUUUUUUUAUUCUUUGUGUACUUCAGUCCGUGUUUCAUGAUGUUUUUGUGUGGAUUGUUGACCAUUUGUCUCCAACUUUACUUUGGGACUUGUGAUACUAUGGGGAUCACACCUGCUGACUGCCCGUUACUGUGUACAGGGACCCCCCAAGCUUGCUUCUGGGCUCUUGCUGUGUUGUUGUCACCUCUCACCUUCUCUGUUGUGCUGCUCUGCUUUUAAGUCAGCUUGCUAUUUGACAGUUAAGUCCUGGCUUUGCUGUAUUCUGAAAUACUCUCAUGAUAAACAUCUGUAUAUUAAACAAUUUGUUCAGAGAAAACGGUCAGACUGGAAUAUUUUAAAAGACUUUGGUAUUGUGUGGAGCCCAAAAUAUGCACACCGUGGAUCUGUGUCAAGAAACGUGACUGGGGCUUCUUACACUAACAGCAAUACAUCUGUAUCAUGAACACCUCACUGGUACAGGGACGGCCAAGUCAGACACUUUAUUUUGUUUAAAAUUUUCUUCAUUUUUAGACAUUCUGGUUUGUGUUCAGACCACUCUGUGCGUGUGUGUGUGUGUAUAUGUACAUGUCUAUUUAGUUGUGUUGACAUGUAGACUAAAUGUCCUUGCGAUAGCAAGAAAAUUAUUAACAACGUACACUUGGGUAAUAUACAGACAUCGGAAGAAUAACAAGACUCUCUGAAGCUUGUUGACCAGGGUCAAAGUACACCGGUCCCGCAGUCUCCUUUUAUUACCCAAAAAAAAAACAAACUUGCACAUGCGCACCAGCAUACGCCAUAAUCACAUGAGCACUUAACAAGGGGAACACCUCUUUCAAUUGAGACCAUUUUACAUUUAUAUGUCAACACCUCCACUUGCUCUCACAUUGCUAUGCAUUUUUGACAACAGCCUUCCAUAAAAACAAAAUAGACUUCUUAAUUUACAUACCGAAUACACAUCCUUUGAACCUUUCCAUUUCCAUCUUUGUUACAGGUUUUGUCAUAAUAUCGGCAACCAUUUCUUUACAUUUUUCCAUCUUUUUCACAUUGCUCUGACAAAGUGGUUCCUAAUGUCCACACGUUUACACCUCAGUCUGCUUACAGGGUUCUUUGCUAGGGCAAUUGCACCCUGGUUAUCCUCAUACAUUUCUACUGGUUCAUGCUGAAUUUCACCAUCUAUUCCCUUUAAGAGCUGCAUGAGAUGCAUACCCUCCUGUACUGUGGCAGUAAGUGCCAUAUACUCCGCUUCACAUGUAGAUAGUGCCACAGUGGACUGCUUCUUUGUUUUCCAUGAUAUUAAAGCCCCCAUUUUAUUUAGACUGAAACAGUAUCCAGUCGUGCUGCGUCUGUCAUCUGCAUCAGUUGCCCAUUCUGCCUCACUAUAGGCUUGUAAUUUUAAUUGAUCUUCACAUUUUCUGUAACAUAAAGCAUAGUAGGCAGUUCCUUUCAAAAUAUCGUAACGCAUGUUUUGCUGUCGCCCACUGUUGGGUACUUGGUUUGGACAAGUCUCCCAACUCCCCAACUCUCUCUCCUGUUUCUUUUUCCGGUUUCUUUGUCCACCACCACCUACUCAAAGCAUCAUGAUGCUCCAACAUUGAUGGAAA
Polypterus senegalus (gray bichir) is the source of this 4339-nucleotide messenger RNA. RefSeq names its product gastrula zinc finger protein XlCGF26.1-like. Gene Ontology annotation, biological process: regulation of transcription by RNA polymerase II. Bases 266 to 1657 code for a protein of 463 amino acids. The transcript is spliced from 3 exons. Lineage: Eukaryota; Metazoa; Chordata; Cladistia; Polypteriformes; Polypteridae. Gene Ontology annotation, cellular component: nucleus. The record is from RefSeq and is a predicted model, not a curated record. Gene Ontology annotation, molecular function: RNA polymerase II cis-regulatory region sequence-specific DNA binding; DNA-binding transcription activator activity, RNA polymerase II-specific.